AUGGCAGGGGCCCGGCUCGCGGGCGACAUAAGUCGGCCAGUUAUAAAUAAAAGUAUAGCUUUGUUGUCGCGCAGAGGCGGCGCGCUCCACUUGCGGCACUUUCAUAACAGAACGAGGGGGAGAGCACCGGGAGAGCCUGAGCGAGAGGCGUGCGAGGAGGACGGGGCGGAAGAAGGGAGAGGAGAGGAUGCUUUCCACCGUCCAGAAUCGGGAAGAGCGUGUCCUGAAGCCACUCGUAACGGCGCGGUCUCUUCUUCGAUCUUGAGCGCGGAACCCUCUGCCGUUGAUUAUCAAGGCGAUGCGCAGCAAGAUUUCCAAAAGCAACAGGACAUUACUCAAGCCCAUGACGGUGACGGGAGUUCAGUAUUGAGACCUCAAGUCGAAGUAAUUGAAUCGCAGAUUCCUUCGCGGAUGAGCGUGAGCGUUGCAGAGGAAACCAUAUUUACGAAUACAACACGGCUUCCAUUGCGGUCCUUGAGAAACUGGCGGUACGAUGCAGAUGUGACGUGGCGAGCUACUAGGGCAGACGAAUCUAGGUGGACGUGAUUCUUCCGGUGGACUAGGUCGCAUUGGGCAUCCUGAACACGGCUGAUAAGACUGGUCACGUUAAAUAAACAUUCAAUAAAAUACUCUUUUUAACGAUACUCUCAAAUAUGAUCAAAGAUUACAUAGUUGAUUUAUUUUAAUAUCUAAUUUAAUGUCUAACCCGUUCUCUUCACGAGCUUGAAAUUAAUGAAAGACAAACUGUUUUGCAUAACACAACCGUUGUUAAAAAUAGGUUAGAUAAGUACGACUACAAAUUUAAUUGAUUUGAUAAUAAGACAUUUUGACAUAUCCGGUCGAUUAAUUUCAGUAAUAACAGAUAGAUAAUGUCAGCUAAAUAUAAAAUGCACAUUGCAUGCCUCGCAAUCAUUAGCGAAACAAUCAUUUCACUUAAUUACAGACAUUUUAUAAAUAACGUCUCAUUUUGUACGGUAUUGAUUAUU
This is a messenger RNA of Vollenhovia emeryi, 986 nucleotides long. RefSeq lists its product as uncharacterized. The transcript is spliced from 2 exons. The record is from RefSeq and is a predicted model, not a curated record. NCBI's taxonomy places the organism in Eukaryota, Metazoa, Arthropoda, Insecta, Hymenoptera, Formicidae. The coding region runs from base 1 to 546 and encodes 181 amino acids.